UGGGCUGAAUCCUGGCGCGGACGAAUCCUCUUCAGGCACGGUGCACCUGAUCAUGUUGCGUGCGGAGGGAUACUUCGUGCAAUCUGCAAAACAAGUUCUCUUUUCCCCUCUCCACCUUCUCCUCCUUCCCUUCCCUCCUUAUCCAGUUCGGCUCCUGCUUGCAUACAGUGCGGCAAGAAGAGGGGCUUGCAAUCCCUUGCUAGGAUCGUGAGCAGCCGCUUCUGCACAAGCUGCUGCAGCGGCGGCAGCGGCGGCACCAGCAGCAGCACCAACAGCAGCAGCAGAGGAUUUUUUUUUCUUUUCCUAUUAGACACAGUCGUUUUUGGAGCUGCCUACCAGUGUCAUCUCCAGAAGAUGAACCUUUUCUUUGCUUUCUACUUGCUGGGAUUGUUUGUCAGUAACGGGCAAGCUCUUCUACAAGUGACAAUUUCACUUAGCAAAGUAGAAAUUAGUGUUGGUGAAUCCAAAUUCUUCACAUGUACAGCAAUUGGAGAAUUGGAAGAUAUAGAUUGGUACAAUCCUCAAGGAGAGAAGAUAGUUUCUACACGGAGAGUAGUGGUACAAAAAGAAGGUGCUAGGUCCCGACUAACUAUUUAUAAUGCAAAUAUAGAGGAUGCUGGAAUAUACCGGUGUCAAGGAACAGAUACUAAGGGACAGACUCAAGAAGCUACAGUUGUUUUGGUGAUUUACCAAAAACUCACUUUCAAAGAAGUGGUAUCUCCUCAAGAAUUUAAACAAGGAGAGGAUGCUGAAGUGGUUUGCCAAGUUAGCAGUUCACCUGCACCCAUUGUUAGCUGGUUGUAUCAUAAUGAGGAAGUCACUACUCAUCCCAACAAUCGAUUUGCUAUGUUAGCAAAUAAUAAUCUCCAGAUCCUUAAUAUCAACAAAAGUGAUGAAGGGAUAUACAGAUGUGAAGGAAGAGUGGAAGCCAGAGGAGAAAUUGAUUUUCGAGAUAUCAUAGUUAUUGUUAAUGUUCCACCAGCAAUUACAAUGCCACUUAUAUUCUUCAAUGCUACUGCAGAUCGACAAGAAGAAAUGGUAUUAUCUUGUAGGGCUACUGGCUCGCCUGAGCCAAAUAUCAGCUGGUAUAGAAAUGGCAAACUUAUUGAAGAUACUGAAAAAUACACAUUGAAAAAAAAUAACUCUGAACUAACUGUCAGGAAUAUUGUAAAUAGUGAUGGGGGUCCUUAUGUCUGUAGAGCCACAAACAUAGCAGGAAAAGAUGAAAAGCAGUCAUUCCUACAAGUCUUUGUACAGCCUCACAUAAUACAACUUAAAAACGAAACAACAUUUGAGAAUAGUCAAAUAACACUUGUAUGUGAGGCAGAAGGAGAACCCAUUCCUGAAAUCACAUGGAAAAGAGCUCAGGAUGGAAUAACUUUUUCUGAAGGAGACAAGAGCCCAGAUGGCCAUAUUGAAGUCAAAGGGCAACAUGGAAGAUCGUUACUGCACAUUAAAGAUGUGAAGUUGUCAGAUUCAGGGAGAUAUGACUGUGAAGCUGCAAGUAGAAUUGGUGGGCACCAAAAAAGCAUGUACCUUGAUAUUGAAUAUGCUCCCAAGUUUGUAUCAAACCAAACAAUCUAUUAUUCUUGGGAAGGAAAUCCCAUCAACAUAAGUUGUGAUGUGAAAGCUAAUCCUCCAGCAUCGAUCCUUUGGAGUAGAGAAAAAUCAUUUUUGCCUUCCAAAAAUGCCACAAAUUUAAAGACUUACAGUGCAGGAAGAAAGAUGAUUUUAGAGAUUGCACCUACAUCUGACAAUGACUUUGGACGGUAUAAUUGCACUGCCACAAAUCGAAUUGGAACAAGAUUUCAGGAAUAUAUUCUUGCUUUGGCUGAUGUGCCUUCCAGUCCCUAUGAAGUAAAAAUUAUAGAGUUGUCACAAACUAUUGCCAAAGUUUCUUUUAACAAACCAGACUCUCAUGGUGGUGUACCUAUUCAUCACUAUCAAUUGGAUGUAAAAGAAGUGACUUCAGAAACAUGGAAAGUGUUUCGUUCCCAUGGAAUUUCAACAACGGUUGUUUUAAGCAAUUUAGAACCAAAUACAACCUAUGAAAUCAAGGUUGCAGCUGUAAAUGGAAAAGGUCAAGGGGACUACAGUAAAACUGAAAUCUUUCAAACAUUACCAGUCCGUGAACCAAGUCCUCCAUCAAUCCAUGGACAGCCUAGCAAUGGAAAGAGUUUUAAACUUAGCAUAAUGAAACAAGAUGACGGAGGGGCACCCAUUUUGGAAUAUAUUGUGAAAUAUAGAAGUAAAGAUAAGGAAGACCAGUGGCUUGAGAAAAAAGUUCAGGGUAACAAAGAUCACAUAGUUUUGGAACAUUUACAGUGGACCAUGGGUUAUGAAGUACAAAUUACAGCUGCAAAUAGACUUGGAUACUCUGAACCAACAGUAUAUGAAUUUAGCAUGCCACCAAAACCCAAUAUAAUUAAAGACACACUUUUUAAUGGCUUUGGACUUGGUGCAAUCAUUGGCAUAGGAGUUGCUGCACUUCUACUAAUUUUUGUGGUAACUGAUGUUAGUUGCUUCUUUAUCCGACAAUGUGGAUUGCUGAUGUGCAUUACUAGAAGAAUUUGUGGAAAGAAAAGUGGUGCCAACAGCAAAAGUAAAGAUCUAGAAGAUGGGAAGGCUGCAUAUUUGAAAGACGGAUCAAAAGAGCCAAUAGUGGAAAUGAGAACAGAGGAUGAAAGAAUUACCAGUCAUGAAGAUGGAAGCCCAAUAAAUGAGCCAAAUGAAACCACUCCACUCACAGAACCCGAAAAACUGCCGUUAAAAGAAGAAAAUGAAAAAGAAGUUUUAAACCCAGAAAUUAUAGAAGCAAAAAUUUCCAUCGAUACAACUCAGUCAAAAGAAGAUAGCAAAGCGUAAUAGGAAGAGUGCCACAGCAAAAACAACAAAUGCAAACUGCAAUGACCCUAUAACCAAAACUAUACAGCUUACCUUAAUUUCUUGGCCAACUUUUUUAUCAAUACCCUAUAGAAAUGAUCAAACUAUUCUGGUCCACGUUACCCUUCUCUUUGUGUUUAUCUUGCCACUGUGUGUAUUCUUGCCUGACAAUGAUUCUGAGAUAUUCUGAUCAAUCCAGUGAAGUAGUGUAAUUUAUUACAAAGUGAAAUUUUUUUAAGAAAAUACAUUAUUAAAAUGUAAUUCUAACCAGAAACUAUAUUCCAAAUAGGAAAAAAAUCAUAACUUCAAGUUAAACUAAUAAGAAAAAAAAGUACUGUGUUUUCUUGAAUCUGGUCUUUUUUUAAAAAAGUACAUUAAGUCACCUUUAAAAGAAAAGUGAAGAGGCCAUUUCAUUAUAGUAAGAAAUAUGGCAUACCUAUGGUCUAGAGGGAUAUUCCAAUUAUUGGCAAUAAUAACUGACAAGACUUGAGAUUUCUUUAUAACUACAGUGCAUAUCCAUGAUUGAUCUUUCUUAGAGUGAAAAACUAAUCAGCAUGUGAUAUAGAUCAAAAUGGUUAUAUUUUGAUGAAAGAUAUUAUUGCCAUAUUUGAAAGUAUGGCUUAGAAAAUCCCUCAUGUUAUCUAUUAUGUAGACAUAUGCCAUAUCCAUUAUGAAGAAAUCAUGUUUAAAUUAAAACCCUAGAAAUCAAAAUGAAAAUAUAUUUAUGGUUUGGGCCUCAAACAAGCUUAAAUGGAAACAUUCAGUUUGUUACCUUACCUUAAUAUAUACAUAUAUAUUGUGUAUAUAUGUAUAUAUUUAGGUUAUUUUCAUUUUAUUUUAUUUUUAGUGAUUUUAUCAGAUCAAGGAGCCAUGAUUUUCAAAUAUAUCAAAUGACAUUGCCUGUAUUUUUUAAUGGAUGUAUCCUUAAUCUUUGCCAUACAUAUUUUAAGAUUGUAUUUUACCAACCUUAAAUGUCUGUUCAUGAAUGAUUUGAGGUUAAAAGAAAUAUAAAAAAUACAUUUGACUAAAAUCCAAAAAAAAUUUUAAUGGGUAAAUAUUUUUAUGUUUCUUUCUUUAUAUUUGUAUCUUCACACAUUAACACAGUGCUGGCACAGAGUAGGCACUUAGUAAAUGCCUGUUGAUUGGUUGAUUAAUAUGUAGUAUAAGUCAAAAUAUCUUUCCAGUAAGGAUUUUAUUAUGAAUAUUAAUUUUAUUCAUUCUAUGUAUAAUAGCCUAGAGAUAUAAUUUCCUGAUCAACUGUCUUUUCUUUUGUAAGUCCUAAUAUAUACAAUCUAGAUGAUAUGCUAAUGUCACUUGUUUGGAAUAGUAUUAUUUUAAAACCUAAUCCAGAAUAAAUUACAAACUAUGCAAAGUUCACAAAGGAAAAAAAAAAGCAACCAUUGAUUAUUAAAUUUGGCCUUUAUACAAGGCAAAUUAACUAUGUAUAUCUCUAAAUAGAAAAUACCCAUAAAAAGAUAUGUGUAUAUAUAUAUAAUGCUACAUGUGUGUGUUUACACACAUACACACACAUACAAUACGCAUACACACAACUACAUGUAUAUGUAUAUAUCUAUUCCAUUGGCAGCAAGUUUUAAAAUAUUCCUAUUCCCAAAGUAGCAAAAUUCUCUUCAGCAUUUCAAGUGAUGUUUUGUUAACUCUAAUUUUGAAAUGGUAGAAAGCAUCUUCCUCAUCUUUGACUACUUAAAGAAAUUAUCUAAAAGAGCACUGGGUGAAUUUUAACACCUGUCAAGAAUGGCUGCUCUGGAACUUUGUUCUUAAAGUAAUGGAUAAAUAAAAAUAUUAUGCUCCAGCUUUAGUUUCAAAUUAAUGCCUGAAACAUCAAGUCAAGCAAAAACAACUAUUUUUUUAAACUAUUCCACUACUGUUUUGGAUCUUAGCGAGACAGAAGUCAUUCUUAAGUCAGUGAGUUGCUAGUUAGCUAUAACUACAAAAUAGAAAUUGGAGCUAUAGAAUAUCAUUCCUUCAUAUCUGCUAUGAAAUUUUCUCAAGACAUACUAUUGUUAUUACUAUAAAACAGCUGUAGAUUAUAUCCCUAUCACAAAUAUAUUGAACCAUCCUUACAGACUUGACUGCAUAACUAAUUUUCUGAUUAACAACUUGCUAAAUUAAUUUGUUAUAAUGGCAGUCAAAAUAGUUGGAAUAGUUUUUGGAGAUUGAUUUAGGCUCUAAAUUGGCAAAUUAAUGACAGGGAAGGAAUUAGAAAAGCUGGAAUGUCUAAAUGUCAUGCAAAUCAUUGUAAAACCUGUGAGUUUUUCUGGGCUGGAGAAUUUGGCUUGAGCAUUUUUGCUCCUUUUUUUUUUUUUUUUUCUGGAAAGGGGCAAAGUUGAAUCUUUCCUAAGCCUUGUCUUUCUUCCCUUGAAUGGAGAGGGGAAAGAGGAAUGUAAGUGUUAUAUUUCUUUCAGUCCUCUAUCCCCAGCUCAUUUCUUCUCUGGAGAUUUAAGCAGAAAUACCUUAUUAUAAGGAUUAGCUUGUUUUUAGCCUAAGACCAAAUAUAAUGGCAUUCAAAAAAGAGUGGUCCCUUUCUAUGCUAUUUUAUGUAGUUAAUAUUAAAUGAAAAUUUAUUAAUACAGACAGUAGCCCAGAGUCUAUUGUUAGUCAAAUUUAGAUAAAGGUUUGGUUCUUUGCCAGGAUUAAUUUUUUUUUUCCUAGUAAUCUCUAGCUAUUUUCAAUCUCCUUAUCUCAACAUGGACUGAUUAUACAGUACAAAUUUUAUGGCCAAACUCACUUUUUUUUUUUACUUAUGAAGCAAAAUCAAGAUACAGGAAACAUGUAAAAAAUGAAAGAAGAUAUAAAAUAGUAUCUGGUAAUGGACAAGCACAGGAAGAAGAUGGGAGAAAAGUAGAUCUUUUGGAACUCCACUCAGCCCUUGAAGAAUCAAUUAAAAUCCACUACAAAAAGCCUGAAGGAGUCUGAAGGAGAGAAUGUCUUCCUACCUCAGUCAAUUAAGUCCUAGGUGGAGCACAGAAUACCAUCUUAACACUAUUGGUACUUGCUUGGCUCAUGCAGGACUUCUUCUCAAUCUGUGUAUCUUUUUCAGAAUUCCCAAAUGUGACUCAAAAUAGAUCUUACCUUACGAAUAGUAAUUCAUAGUCAAAAUUACUUCCAGGGCUGAGAGUAAAUGCUUGUCCUUCUGAAACCACAAAUCCCAAAAUGCGAGUUGGCUCUCUACCCAUUUUUAUACUGUACUUCUGCUGUAUUCUGAGAGAGAGACAGAGAAAGAUUUAUGUGUUGUAUUAACAGUAAUUUUUUUUUCUCACUUCCUUGGGCUAUACAUGAAAGGUCAGUCUAUGGAAUUUUUUUUUUCUGUUUCAUCCAUAGUUCAGCUUCUUACCGCGCAUAAUAGAUGACAAUCUGAGAUGAAUAGUAUCUGGGGCUAAACACAGGCAUUUCCAGGUGUAAUCUGUUCUUUUCCUAAGUGGUUUAUGCCUUUUGUCCUUAGAAUCAAUGCCAUGUAAGAUCAAGACAAAAUUUUGACUGAUUUUUACAUGCAAUAGAAUUGUCAAAUAUGUCUUCAAGUAUAAAAGUUUCCUAAUAAGAGAUGGCUUAUAGUAAUUUGUAAGAUAAACAUAGAACUGAAAUAACAUUUUUUCUCAAUUUCCUUUUCUUAUUCUAGACAAUUAUACAGAUAGUUGUAUAAAUAUUACUUUUACUGUCUGAGAAUAAUAGUAUUCAUGUGAAUUUUCAGAAGAGUUGACUGAAUAUAACUGACAGAACUGAUAAAAUAAUCUGAAUUAUAUGCUUUUUAAACCAGAAUCUCAUUUCAAAUAUUGGCAGUUUUGAUAAUUUAAAUGAAAAUGGGCAGUGACAAUCACAUUCAAUAAGAGGUUAAAGGAAAGAGUAACAUCAUAGAAUGACACAGUCUUGGAAGGGUACUUAGAGAACAUUAAGUCCAACCCCUUCAUUUUACAGAUGAAGAAACUAAGGCAUGGAGUUUAAGUGACUUGCCCAGGGGGCAUACAGCUAGUAAAUAGGGCAAAAUUUAAACCCAAUUCUUUUUUUACUCCAAAUCUAGCACUAUCUCUUCUAUUCCAUGCUGCCUUUCUCAAUUUUCAUUUACACUGGCAUGAAUGAAUUUGUUAUAUUAUUGAAAUUAUUUGCAAAUGAAUUUUAUGGAUCCUAUGAGACACAUGCAUAUAUUUGACAUAUGUGUGUAUACAUAUAUAUCAUGAAUUAGAUCAGAAAUAUUACUGUUCUAUUGAUUCUAAUGUUUAUUGUUGAUAAGUUAAUUCAUUUAAUCUUUGUAACUUUAACAAAGUAAAAAGUACAUUAAAAUUGAUAUAGCAAAUUCUAUGUGAUAUUAUUUUCUGAAUUGAAUAUUAUAUUUAAUUCAACAAUCAUUAAUAAAUACCUGUAAUGUUUAUAAGGCAUUGUGGUAGAUUCUGGGGACAAAAGGGAGAUAAAAAUUUAAAAAGUGUCUGCCCUCAAGAGACUUAGUUGAAAGAAUUAAUUUUUAAAAUUCCUUUUGCAAGUGUCUUUUAUUCAUAAAUAAAUUAUUUAAGUAUCAUAUACUGAAUUUUAAAACUUAAGUCUUGCUUGUAUUUUCUGUUUCUCUAAAAGUACUAAUGUGUAUUUGUGCUUUUGAUUGAUAUGAAAUUAUUUUAUUAAAGAAAAAAACACUUUCAGUUUUCCCACAAAUUUUGUUUAAAAUGUUUUCAACCUUUAUUGAUAGAUUUUUGCCAAAAGAUUUGACACUUUAAUAAUGUGUACAAAUUUAUUUUGACUGGAAUUUUAAUUCUUAGUUUUCAAAAUACAUAAACUUUCAUGAAGUCUAAAAAAACAAUUGAAAUAUACAGGGUGAUUAUAAAGUCCUAGUGCAACUUUAAACUUUGAUAAGUUUGAUAUAUAUAUGAUAGAAACAUGUUACAUAAAAGCUGACAUAUCAGUGUUCUAAAGAAAUACAUUCUGAUUUUAACCUUUAUAAUUACUACCAUCAUUUAUAAAACAUUUCUCAGAAGUUUUAAGUAGCUGCACAGUAAUUUCAUGAAUAAAUUUAUGAAAAAAAUGGAAAUUAACAAUAAUAAAACAUAAAAAUUUAAUGUCAUUUACAAUGUGCUUUUAUCAUUUACAUAUCCAAUGUGUUUAAAGAUGUAUAAAGAUUUUAUAGCCACCCUUUUUUGAACUUUCCACUGAGAUUAACCUUUUUUGUUUGUUUGUUUUUUAAGUAUAUCUAUGUACUGGUUUCCUUCAGAAUCUGUUGACACUAAAUUUUACCAAUUCUGAGAAAUAAAUAGCCUCAACAUUGUGACUAAAAUUUAUUCUUCAAAAAUUUUAAAUUGGUAGAAAAAAAAGGCAUUUUAUAAUUUAAUUUGGGCCUUUUUUCCCCCAUUUCAAUUUAAAAUACAAUUUAGGACCACAAACCUGUUUUUGGUGUUAUUGAUGGUGAUGGGAAUAAAAAAGAUCAGAUUGAAUCACACUCCAUGGAGCUAUGCCAGUGUAUUUCCCCAUCCUAACCCCUACACUAAAAAGUCACACAUCUUGAAUAAUUAAUUGAUUUUUAUCUUUUUGUUUCAAAUAAUUGGAGUCUAUCACUGACUUUAAAUCACAGGCUAAAAGUGAUAAAUUUUACUUACACUAUUAGCUUUUUGUAAAAUGCAUUUUGCUUUUUAACUUGGAAAUAUUAAAAUGUUAAUUUCAAAUUCUUCUUACAGACUGUUCUACAAAUUCAAACUGCUAAUCUUAAAUACAAUAAAAACAAAACACUGGAUGAGGUAAAGAAAUUUUUCAACAAACAUAUCCUAACAUUAUCUUUAAAAACAAAAGUUUUGUAUAUAUUGAGGUGGUGUUUUUUUUUUUUAAAUUCCUGCCCAGUUUCCCUCACUAAAAGUUAUUUUUAGAGAAAUUUUGUAAGCAUAUACUAUUGACCUAAAAUCUAACAUUUGUUAAGCUUAAAAUAAUGGCAGGAACAAUUUCAAUUAUAACAGUUUAUUAUAUCAGAAAUAUUUCAAACAAAACUAAGAUACAUAAGUUGUUACAAUAUUCCCAAGUGAAAUUAGGCCAUUUAACGAUACAUUUAUUAGUAUAUUUCAUAUUAUUAGAAACAAAUACCAAAAAUAUUAUUGUAGUAAUUUAUUUGCCCCUGAAACUAAAAAUCAUGAUUUCAUAUAAAGUAAAAAAUAAUGCUUGGUUUUUAUUUUUUAUAAAUAUUGGUGCAUUCUGUACUAUAAUAUUCAAAUUUUUAAAAAUUAUUUUAAGAUAAUCCAUCAUUUAGUAUAUCAUUUGGCCAACAAGUUUAAUAAAAUACAUAGAACCUUCUGUUUUGAUAAUGUUUGGAGAAAUUGCAAUAUUUCUGCCACACAAUAUACAUUUUAAAAAAUUUCAACAUGAUCAUUUAAAUUAAGGAAAGAUCAAUGUUUAUAUUUAAAGAAUCUUUCAAACUCUAAUAUGAGUUCGUAUGAUUAAGAACUAAAAAUAUGCAAACUGAUGUAUAUGUGAAUAUUAUUUUUAAAGAAAAUUUUAAAAGGAAGAAAUACUGAACUAAAUCCAGAGGAGGAAAAAACAUUUAGAUUUUGAACCCAGAUUGAAGAACAGGAGAGUUAACAUUACAUUAGAGACACCUCAGUGAUUCUAUUUUGUUUAACCCUUAGUUUCAACCUUGCUACAUUUGCAAAUGACCUGUCCUUAGGACAGAAUAACUAUUAAUCAAGGUUAUAUGCCUGUGUAGGGUAAAACUGGUUCAAAAGUUUUGGAGAAGAAACUUUCUCAUUGGUCUUUAAGUAGGCAAACCUGAAAUCAAAAAUAUGUUGGAGAGAUAUACCUUCCAAAUAUGUCUAUCUUCCAAAAUAUGUCCUCCUUCCACCCCAAGGUAUGGAACCAGAAGUGUUCUCUUUUGAAGAAAAAGAAAAUCUCUCAAACUUUUGAGCCAACUCUAUCCCCUCAUAAGAAUAAUGCUGAAUAACAGUUCUAUCAAUUAGAAUAGUCUUAUGCAAAUGUACAGGAUUGAACUCCAGGUUAUGAUCAUAAAUAAGCUAAUGUAGAGAGAAUCACAUAAUAUAAAAGACACUGUGUUUAAAACAUCAUGAAUCUUUGGUUUCUGAUCCUUGAAAGAAUGUUGUGGUUCAUGGUGUAGAGUUCGCCUUUAAAUCUUGCUAUGAACAUGUAAACUAUUAGAAAUAAAGACACUUGAAACACUUGAUAUGUGUUUUCCAUUGUGUGUACAGUACAUGUUAAAUACAUGUCAUAUUUCAAUAGAAUUUACUUUACAUGUAUACUUGGAUUGUAUACUACUCAAAUUCUGUGUUGAGAAGUAAGAUAAGUUAGCUUUUUGUUUUAAAAUACUAUGUCCCUCUGAAAUGCUGUAAAUGUAUAUUUAAACUAAACUGUAAAAAUUAUACUGAGAAUGUUGAGGUUUUGUAUUUAUGAAAUACAUUGAAAUUAUGCUUACAGUAUAUCAAAAUUAUUUGUCACUCUUCACCAUUUGUAAAUUAAUAGUAAAGAUCUCUUACUUUAAUAAAGUGUUGCAUUUAUAUUAA
Messenger RNA from Antechinus flavipes (yellow-footed antechinus), 10373 nucleotides. RefSeq names its product neural cell adhesion molecule 2 (gene NCAM2). NCBI's taxonomy places the organism in Eukaryota, Metazoa, Chordata, Mammalia, Dasyuromorphia, Dasyuridae. The record is from RefSeq and is a predicted model, not a curated record. Gene Ontology annotation, cellular component: membrane. Gene Ontology annotation, molecular function: protein binding. Bases 355 to 2865 code for a protein of 836 amino acids. The transcript has 18 exons. Gene Ontology annotation, biological process: cell adhesion.